Mesorhabditis belari is the source of this 1329-nucleotide messenger RNA. The record is from the annotation of a GenBank genome assembly. Lineage: Eukaryota; Metazoa; Nematoda; Chromadorea; Rhabditida; Rhabditidae.
AUGACUGUGCUAGAAGCCAAUUCCGCCGCCUCAUUUAUGCAAAUUUCGACAUCAGACGCCAAUCUGGGACACAUCGAUCACUUUAAGCAGUUUUUAUAUUCAAUGCAAGAAGCCCGUCGAAGUAUCGUGAAAUGCAUUUUGGAAAAAGUCGACGUGCCGAAGGAUUUGAUUUUGGUGCUCGAGUCGACCCUCCGAAUGCUAACCGAUUCGCGAACGGUGGGAUUCCAGCGGAAAAUGCGCACCCAAUUCGACACGUUCACGCUGAAUAUCAAGGAUGAGAUCAUCGGGUUGAAGAAAGACCUCGAGAUUCUCUCACGAUACAAGAAUGGCUCACUGGAGGCCAGUGAACUGGAGACGGUGCUCGCCAAUUUCCAUCCCAUCUCACCGGAAAAAUUCGUUGAAGAGCUCGACGCUUGUUGCAGCUUCCUCGUCGACUAUGUCGAGAGUGCGCAACCGGAGCGGGAGAAUCGGAAGCCAUUGUUUAUCACUGAUUGGGACGGAACGAUGAAAGAUUAUUGCUCUCAAUAUGCCACAAAUCUACAGCCAAUCUACUCAGCCGUUUGUAUGGCCGGUUUCGCGCAAGAGUUCACAAGGCUGGCCGCUGUGCUCACCGCCGGGCCAUUGAGAGGUCCCGGCAUUCUCGACCUUACCGCCUUGCCCAUCGAUGGCCCAUUGUUAUUCAGCGGAUCGUGGGGCCGUGAAUGGUGGCUGGACAAUCAUCGAGUGGUGCAAGAUGAGGGAAUAUCGGAAGAAGGGAUUGACGCAUUGGAGAGGAUGAAAGACGAGAUGGGAAUAUUGCUGAAAACAGGCGAAUACUCACAAUUCGCGCUGGUCGGGAGUGGAGUGCAGAGAAAGGUUGACCGACUGACGCUCGGUGUGCAAACGGUUUGCGGCCACGUGCCAGCCGCGCUCUCCGAACGAUACCAAGAAGAAGUGAGGGAAAGAAUGCAUCGAGUUGAUCCCUACAAUCAGAUCCUCGUCUUUGAUCCGUCCACCGAGUUAGAGGUCGAGGUGGUCGCUCAUUCAUCGGGCAGUGUUUGGAACAAAGCGAAUGGGGUCUCCCGGGUCGCCGAGAUCAAGGGUGACAGUCUGCGUGCACCGGGUCGAGUGCUUGUCUGUGGUGACACGAUGUCCGACGUGCCAAUGGUGCAACAAGCAAAGCACGAGAAUCCGGGGGGCGUGAUGGCGCUUUUCGUGCGACCGAGCGAGAAAAUCCGUGAAUCGGUGCUCGCCGUUGUCGGUGACCCAACCCGUGUCUGUUUCAUCUCAUCGCCGGACGUUUUCCACGCAGCCGCCGCGCGGCUUUUGGAAACGAAAUCGGAAUUGGAU